Molecule: messenger RNA, 2028 nt
Organism: Penicillium longicatenatum
Lineage: Eukaryota; Fungi; Ascomycota; Eurotiomycetes; Eurotiales; Aspergillaceae
Product: transcription factor domain-containing protein
Exons: 5
Coding region: 1-2028 (675 amino acids)
Biological process (GO): regulation of transcription by RNA polymerase II; DNA-templated transcription
Cellular component (GO): chromatin
Molecular function (GO): zinc ion binding; DNA-binding transcription factor activity, RNA polymerase II-specific; RNA polymerase II cis-regulatory region sequence-specific DNA binding
Source: RefSeq, a predicted model, not a curated record
AUGGCUUCCGACUGGCAGUGCCACAUAUGCCCCUCGACAUUCAGUCGCCCUGAGCAUCUGAAGAGGCAUGCGGCCGCAUCUCCCCAAGCAGAUGACAAUCAACGGUCACACGAGUGCCCGUUUUGUGGAAAUGGAUUCAAUAGAAAGUACGAACUCGUCCCGAUAUUUCUCCGAUCGAAGCAUACAGUUCUGACCCUCAAUAGAGACGUUCUUCGGCGACAUGAACGAACUUGCAAGUCCCGAGAUCUCGCGGAUGCGAUUCAAAGAGCAGAACCAGAUUGGGAUCUGUCAAGAAGACGUCGCUCUUCUUUAAGCGUGAAUGGGACUUCCAGGCUGGCCUCUUUACAAAAGACACGAGCCGAUAACCCAGAGCUUGACUCAACAUUCAGCGAGUCACCCAAUAAGAGGAUUUGUCAAGAAAAUGCUGCCCUUUCGCGUCAAAGUGAGGGAUCAAACUUAUUUUAUUUCAAUCCCAGUGCACCAUUAUGUGAAAACAUGGCAAACGAAGAGAGCAAUUUGAGCUUGGCUUACCAACUGGAAUUUUCAGAAUUGGACGCUCUUCUGUUUCCUAGCAUUACUUCCGAUAUUUUGAUCGCGGAAAAAUUGGAGCAUCUACUAUUUUUCACUAGUUCACGGGGGAUGGCCAGCUUCACUGACCGUGAUACCUUCCAGUGGAAGCAAAAAAUUACCUGUGAAGCAUACGAAGAAAAGGUCAAGGUCGAGAACAGGACUCACCAAGGAAUUACAGUUCAUAAUUCGUCCGAUCCACUGUCAUCAAAGUCCCAAGAGGUCAUCAACAGUUUACGUGCGGUCAUCUGCAGCAAAAAGAAUGACGACAUCAUUCAAUUGGAUUGGACACCUUCGACACUUGAGUUGUGUACUCAUUUGUUUUCUCCAUCAAAUAUUCGUCGCUUUUUGGAAUAUUUCUGGUCUCUGUGGUAUCCACAUUGUCCCAUCAUACACAGGCCGCUCUUUGACGCAUCAUCAGCAUUACCGCUGCUAUUAUGCGUUAUGGUGAUAAUUGGAGCCUGUCUAUCUCCCGAUAGCCAUGAUAUGCAAGCGGCCAAGAAAUGCCUUGACAGUGCCGAAGAGCUUAUAUUUGGUCACGAGAUAUUUAGGUGCGACACUGUAAACCCAAUGAACAGAGGACUCACGAAGAAAGAAAAGACACAGUGCAUCCAAGCAGCAUAUCUUGUGAGCAGUCUACAAAAACGAGAAGGGUCUGUCGAGGCACAAGCAAGAAUCCGGCGCUAUAGGCAUGCCUCAAUGGUGGCGCUUACAAGGCAUAUUGGACCAAGAGAGGCGUCGCAUCGAAAUCUUCAGCUUGAAGGAGCAACUCAAUCCUGGUGGCAAAAAUUCGCAGAAGAGGAAGAGUUGAUACGGGCUUUGACCUUCGUCUUCCUGAUUGAUGUGGCUCUUAUAGUCUUCCACAACUCACCCCCCAGAAUGCUAAUCUCCGAGUUGAGAAUGGACGUCGCCUGCCCUGAAGCAUGUUUCCAAGCUGAAUCAGCCGCAGAAUGUCUUGGAUGUCUUCGCGUCUGGGCAGGAACUCGCUUCUGGAAGAACCGAUUGUCAGUCGUCUCUGUUGUCCGACGUAUCUGCCAAAGUCCGAUCGAAGACGCACUAGUUCAUGAGUUCUCUCAAUUAGGCACAUUCAAUUUGUUCACUGUCGUACAAGCCAUUCACUCCCUCAUGUUCCAUUUGCACAAUUCGCUGGUCUUUGAAUCCACCUUGGCCCCGGUACAAACAGGCCUUGAGAACUGGCGACAGAUUUGGAUUGAGAGAGUACCCGAAGACGAAGGCAUGCCAGACACUGCACAAAAUCUAUGGAAGCAAGUAGGAUUCCUCCGACGCGCUUCCGAGUUUUGGCACUUGGCUCGCAUCAUGGCGGAUAAAAUUAUGUCUACCAGCACCGACGAUGACGAUUUCGAAGCAAAUACCAAGCUUUCAAAAUAUGAUCAGACCGAUAUGGAAGAUGUGAACGGACUGAUCAAAGAAUACCGGAUGUUAAAUUUGGGAGUGCAAUAA